This is a messenger RNA of Strongylus vulgaris, 717 nucleotides long. The record is from the annotation of a GenBank genome assembly. Lineage: Eukaryota; Metazoa; Nematoda; Chromadorea; Rhabditida; Strongylidae.
AUGGGGCCAAUGCGCCUCAGCCUCUACAGGCUACUGGAGAAUCCGCGCUCGUCAUUCGGAGCUAAAGUGUUCUCUAUUAUAUCCGCUUUCUUUGUUCUACUUUCAUUGUUAGGUUUGAUACUUAGUUCAAUGCCAGAACUGCAGGAUGAGCAGAAAGAACCGCAUUACAUUCUUCAGUGGCUUGAGCUGUGUUGUAUGGCCUACUUUACUGUGGAAUAUCUUGCCCGUUUCAUCGUGAACCCAUUCAAGGCAAAAUUCAUACGCUCUCCUUUGAAUGUGAUUGAUGUGCUGACGAUUUUGCCAUUUAUCAUUGAAGCCUUUAACGAGCUUCAAUGGAUGAAAAAUUUCAGAGGUGCCAUGCUCGUAGUGCGAGUAAUGCGAUUAGCCAGGGUAGCUCGUAUAUUUAAGCUGGCCAGGUAUAGCACUGGUUUGCGAGCAUUUGGAGAGACGAUGAAAAAGAGUGCUGCAGAGCUUAGCAUGCUGGGAAUGUUCUUACUCACAGGUGUUAUAACGAUGACAACUGUUGGUUACGGUGAUCUUGUUCCCGUCACAGCAGGAGGCAAGGUUGUCGCAGCGAUGGCUUCGGUUUGUGGCAUUAUCGUGCUAGCCUUUCCAAUCUCUAUGAUCAUCGACAAAUUUGCCGAGUCCACAGGCGUUUGGAACGAGGUGGAAAAAGAAAAUCCGAAGAAGGGGAAAGCGAAGCGCACUUUUUUUUAA